Messenger RNA from Notolabrus celidotus (New Zealand spotty), 2356 nucleotides. It is a transcript of the gene tmem121ab, whose product is annotated as transmembrane protein 121Ab. The transcript is spliced from 2 exons. The coding region runs from base 330 to 1274 and encodes 314 amino acids. The record is from RefSeq and is a predicted model, not a curated record. Lineage: Eukaryota; Metazoa; Chordata; Actinopteri; Labriformes; Labridae.
CGGACGCAAGGCCUCAUGGGCCGUUGACCUGCUGUCUCCGUGAUUUAUGGCGGCUGGGGGCCUCUGGCCACUGCAGACUCCUCUCCUCUCUCUCUUCAGUUUCCCGUCACACUCGCCGCAGGACUGCAAGGAGCCACACACACUGCACCACUGUCUCCAGGAGGAUCCGAAGAGGGGUUCCACGCACAUGCUGAGCUGCAGCACACCCUCUGCUUCAUACACUGCCUGCUGGAAGGUUUGGAGAGGAAACGCUGCUGUAUUCACCUUCUUGACUGGACUUUCUAUUGGAAGCUGGAGACUGAGAGUGAGAGCCAGCAGGUGCCCUCACCAUGGUGUUGCCGCCCCCAGACAAACGCCACGUGUGCCUGACCACCAUCGUCAUUAUGACCAGCAUGGCCUUCAUGGAUGCCUACCUGGUGGAGCAGAACCAGGGUCCCAGGAAGAUUGGGGUUUGUAUAAUAGUGCUAGUAGGGGAUGUUUGCUUCCUCAUAGUCUUGCGGUAUGUGGCCGUGUGGGUUGGUGCUGAGGUGCGCACCGCCCGAAGAGGCUACGCAAUGAUCCUUUGGUUUUUGUACAUCUUCGUCCUGGAGAUCAAGCUCUACUUUGUCUUCCAGAAUUGCAAGGCAGACAGGAAGAGUUUGGAGACAGUGGCCAGGAAGGCUUUGACGUUAUUAUUAUCUGUAUGUGUACCAGGUUUAUACUUGGUUCUGGUUGCUCUGGAUAGUAUGGAGUACGUAAGAACUUUCCGAAAGAAGGAGGACAUGAGGAGUCGUCUAUUCUGGGUGGCGCUGGACCUGCUAGACCUGCUGGAUAUCCAAGCCAACUUGUGGGAGCCCCAGCGGACAGGCCUGCCCAUCUGGGCCGAGGGCCUGAUGUUCUUCUACUGCUACAUUCUGCUGCUCAUCCUACCCUGUGUAUCACUCAGUGAGAUCAGCAUGCAGGGUGAGCACAUGACGCCCCAGAAGAUGAUGCUGUACCCAGUUCUGAGCCUGGUCACUAUCAAUGUGGUCACUAUCCUUAUACGAGGUGUAAACAUGAUUCUGUUUCAGGACAGCCGUGUUUCCACCAUCUUUGUCGGAAAGAAUGUGGUGGCCAUCGCCACCAAGGCAUCCACCUUCUUAGAGUACCGCAGGCAGGUGAAGGAGUUCCCCCACCCCCAGAACGCAAUGGCACUCGAGCUGCAGCAGAACUCUGUGAGUCACACGCAGCCACUGCCAAAUGCUACCAGUUUGCCACACGAACCUUCGCCAGCGCAGGACGUCAUUGACACAUGACCGCCAGCACCAGACUGAACUCCAUUAGAAAACUGAACACUUUUUUAGGACAGCUCAAGGAGUGGAAAUAGAUAGAGAAAUCAGCUGCAUGACAGGAUGAUAUUCUGCUCUAGUCAUGCCCACAUGAACUGCUGUGAAACCAUAAAAGAGAUUUUCAGCAUCACCUGCCUGUCAGAACACACUGUAUACGUACUCUUGACUCUGAGUGCAGCGUGCAGACUGUAGAAAUCAAGUCAAAGGUUUUUCUUGUGCUGUUGUGUUUUUAAUUGUUUCCAAUGUUUUAAAAGUUCAAACUUUUAUUAAGAGACAAUCUCUGCAUUGCGCAGACCACUGACAUUAUGUUUGUGUAAAAUGGACAGCUGGUUCCCCCUUGGUGAGUAUCUUGUAUUUUUUUUCUAAAGGUCACAUUUUUAACAGUGCAUCUGUGGCAUUUCCUUUGAAUUCCAGCACCAAAGGACAAAGCACUCAGCGUGAAGCACUGAUGGAAAGGAGGAGCAGAGAGUGACACGGGUCAGUCAAAGGGGGUAACUUUGCUGUGCUAGAGCAGGGGUGGUGUCAGAAGAAUGCUUAUCUGUUUGGGUUCUGCUGAGAAAGGAGCACUGUGGAAGCUGCUGCCUCGGUCAGUGUGACGCUUUACGACCAAAGGUCUGAUUAAAGCACUAGAGCUCAGCACUAUACCAUCUACUGCAGGCACCCAAGCGUGUGUUUUACUGUGCGUGUGUGUGUGUGUGCGUGUGCGUGUGUGUGUGCGUGCGUCUCUAUGAGCACCCACACUAGUCUAUAGAGUAUGUAUACCUGCAAGCGUAGGCGUUCACCACAGGAGGUUUAGGCUAUUUCAUGUUGUUUUGGAGCAAAUGUGAGUGGUUGGUGUGUGUAAUGACUUGCAAAUGAGAAAAAAUCUGUUGAAAAAACACAGUAUGAUGGCAGUGAGAUACUUAUUGUUUCCUGUACUGUACAUUCCUCUUAAACUAGCUCAAGCCUUGAAGUUGGAGAACGCAGAGAUGAGUCAAGAGAGCGCCUCACUUAAAAAUGGACAAAAAAAAGAACUCAUAAAUACAAAAAUAAACAAACAGAAAAAUACU